Messenger RNA from Ilyonectria robusta, 1677 nucleotides. Its product is annotated as amino acid permease/ SLC12A domain-containing protein. Gene Ontology annotation, cellular component: membrane. NCBI's taxonomy places the organism in Eukaryota, Fungi, Ascomycota, Sordariomycetes, Hypocreales, Nectriaceae. The transcript has a single exon. Gene Ontology annotation, molecular function: amino acid transmembrane transporter activity. Gene Ontology annotation, biological process: amino acid transmembrane transport. The record is from RefSeq and is a predicted model, not a curated record. The coding region runs from base 1 to 1677 and encodes 558 amino acids.
AUGGCAUUCCCCACGGAAGUCCACCACGGAAAGGAGGGUGGGAUCGAAGAAGAUCCCGUCCGCCUUGCCGCAGUGACUUCAUAUACAGACGGCGAUGUCGAACCUGCUGGCUCUAGGGCCCUUGGUCGAACGGAAACCCACCGAGGUAUCAAAUCUCGACAUUCACAGAUGAUUGCAAUUGGUGGCACCAUCGGUACCGGUCUAUUCGUUGGGACAGGUCAAGCUCUGGCCACCGCCGGCCCUGCGAACCUGUUCCUCGCCUACAUCAUCAUCUGUUUCUUUGUUUAUGGCAUCGUAACUGCCACAUCCGAAAUCAGCUCAUAUCUGCCGACCCCUGGCUCUUCAAUGGCCUCCAAUGGUAGCCGCUAUGUCUCGAAGAGCUUGGGAUUUGCUAUGGGGUACCUGUAUUGGUACUCCUUUAGUAUUCUCGUGGCAUAUGAAGUUACGGCUGCAGCUCUUGUCAUCAACUACUGGCCGAAUAGUAUCCAUAUUGCAGUAUGGAUUACUAUUAUGCUGGCUGUUAUAAUUUUCUUGAAUAUGGCUCCAGUUGGCAUAUAUGCCGAGUCUGAAUUCUGGUUUGCAUCGGUGAAGGUGUUCAUGAUUAUUGGGCUACUUCUUCUUGCUGUCAUUCUUGCUUUUGGGGGUGGCCCAUCGGGCCAGCGACUUGGCUUCACCUAUUGGAAUAACCCCGGCCCGAUGAAUGAGUAUCUUGUUGAUGGCGCAGGCGGUCGAUUCUGUUCAUUCGUGUACGCUUUGACAUUCUCGACAUUUUCUUUUGCCUUCGGCCCGGAAUUGAUCGUUCUCACUGGAGGUGAGAUGCGAGCACCGCGGAAGAAUCUGCCUAGAGCCGCCAAGUCGUUUAUCUGGAGGUUGAUCUUCUUCUAUGUCUUGGGAGCCCUGGCGAUCGGUAUCAUUUGCAGGAGCGAUGCCCCUGGCCUAACCAACGGUGGUUCGGGUGCGGCAGCAUCACCUUGGGUAAUUGGGAUUAAGGAAGCCGGCAUCAAAACGCUCGACAGUGUUAUCAACGCGGGCAUUAUCCUCUCCGCCUGGUCUUCGGGGAAUUCAUUCCUUUAUAUGUCGAGUCGAUCCCUUUAUUCUCUCUCGAAAGUUGGUAACGCUCCAGCUAUUUUUUCCCGAUGCAACCGCUGGGGCGUCCCUAUCUACGCCGUCCUCGCCAGUACUCUUUUCGCGCCAUUGGCUUAUCUCAACGUCGGAUCAUCAACAAGCCUGGUUUUCAAUUGGCUUAUCAACCUAACUACUACAGCAGGAUUCAAUUCCUGGAUGUGCUGUUGUAUCAUCUUCUUGAGAUUUCGAAUGGCUUGUAAGGCCCAGGGUGUUACAAAUGUCCCCUACCAGUCUGUCUUACAGCCUUACAUUUCUUGGGCCUGUUUGGUCUUCUUUACGGCCAUGCUACUUCUCAACGGCUUCGGUGUUUUCUUUCCAGGGAACUGGUCUGUUUCAUCUUUCCUCACUUCCUACAUUGGUCUUCCAAUUUUUAUCGUCAUAUACCUAUCCCACCGUAUUUACUCCUGGAACGAGUCUUGGGCAAUUGAGCCCUCCAAGGUUGACUUGCACACUGGCCUGGAUGAACUUCUGGCUUUGGAAGAAAUGAGCUCCGAAGUAAAUGUUGCUAGUAACGGGAAGCUCAGGAAGAUAUUGAGAUCUUUGUGGGAAUGA